UCCCUCCGCCAGGGGUGGACUGGAUGAACCAGAUGAUGUGGCGUUUCGUGAAGGGGAACGCGCGCGAGGCGGAGAUCGACAUGCUGUGGGAGGUCAGCAAGCAAGUGGAGGGGCACACCAUCUGCGCGCUGGGGGACGGCGCCGCCUGGCCCGUGCAGGGUCUCAUCCGCCACUUCCGGCCGGAGAUGGAGAGCAGGAUCCGAGCAUUCCAGCCGCUCGCUCGCUCCGCCAACUGACCGCUCCCCCAACUCCUCCUCGUUCAAACUCAGCGUCCGCGAGGGGAGUCUGCUAGAGAACACGUUUCUGUAAAUUGCUGAAGUUUAAAUAAAUGUUGCCCAGAGAGAGAUUCUUUUGCAGAGCAAUUAACUACAACGACAUGGCCAACAUCUUUGGACCUGCCGCGACCACUUCCUCCGGCAGCUCCUUCCACAGUCUGACCACCCGUAUCCCUCUAAACCUUCCCUCUCCGUGUCCCUGUCCGAGUGUCGUUAAUGUACCUGCCGCGACCACUUCCUCCGGCAGCUCCUUCCACAGUCUGACCACCCGUAUCCCUCUAAACCUUUCCUAUCCGUGUCACUGUCCGAGUGUCGUUAAUGUACCUGCCUCGACUACUUCCUCCGGCAGCUCCUUCCACAGACGGACCACCCGUAUCCCUCUAAACCUUUCCUAUCCGUGUCCCUGUCCGAGUGUCGUUAAUGUACCUGCCCCGACCACUUCCUCCGGCAGCUCCUUCCACAGACGGACCACCCGUAUCCCUCUAAACCUUUCCUAUCCGUGUCCCUGUCCGAGUGUCGUUAAUGUACCCGCCUCGACCACUUCCUCCGGCAGCUCCUUUCACAGAUGGACCACCCGUAUCCCUCUAAACCUUUCCUGUCCGUAUCCCUGUCCGAGUGUCGUUAAUGUACCUGCCUCGACCACUUCCUCCGGCAGCUCCUUGCACAGAUGGACCACCCGUAUCCCUCUAAACCUUUCCUAUCCGUGUCCCUGUCCGAGUGUCGUUAAUGUACCUGCCUCGAGCACUUCCUCCGGCAGCUCCUUCCACAGACGGACCAGCCGUAUCCCUCUAAACCUUUCCUAUCCGUGUCACUGUCAGAGUGUCGUUAAUGUCCCUGCCUCGACCACUUCCUCCGGCAGCUCCUUCCACAGACGGACCACCCGUAUCCCUCUAAACCUUUCCUAUCCGUGUCCCUGUCCGAGUGUCGUUAAUGUACCUGCCUCGACCACUUCCUCAGGCAGCUCCUUCCACAGACGGACCACCCGUAUCCCUCUAAACCUUUCCUAUCCGUGUCCCUGUCCGAGUGUCGUUAAUGUACCUGCCUCGACCACUUCCUCAGGCAGCUCCUUCCACAGACGGACCACCCGUAUCCCUCUAAACCUUUCCUAUCCGUGUCCCUGUCCGAGUGUCGUUAAUGUACCUGCCCCGACCACUUCCUCCGGCAGCUCCUUCCACAGACGGACCACCCGUAUCCCUCUAAACCUUUCCUAUCCAUGUCCCUGUCCGAGUGUCGUUAAUGUACCUGCCUCGACCACUUCCUCUGGCAGCUCCUUCCACAGACCAACAACCCUGUGGGUGAAAAAGUUGCCGUUUGGGUCCCUAAUUUCACAAGCAGUAUUUUGUGCUAUCCAAUAUAGAUUUUUGCAAAUCAAGAGUUCAGUAUAAACUUAUUAUCAAAGUCCAUAUAUGUCACCCCAUAGCAACUUGAGGUUCAUUUUCUUGCGGGCAUGAUUCAUAAACCCAUCGGGCGAUCAACAACAAACUGCGCAAAUACACAAAGAUAUAAACAAUAAUAAUAAAUAAAUAAGCCAUAAAUAUCGAGCAUGUGAGAUGAAGAGUCCCUGAAAGUCAGUCCAUUGGUUGGAGCGAGUGAAGUUAUCCGCUCUGGUUCAGGAGCCUGAUGGGUGAGGGGUUAUAACUGUCCCUGAACCUGGUGGUGUGGGUCCUGAGGCUCCUGUACCUCCUUCCUGAUGGUUGAGGGGUGAUAACCGUCCCUGAACUUGGUGGUGUGGGUCCUGAGGCUCCUGUACCUCCUAUCUGAUGCUUGAGGGGUGAUAACUGUCCCUGAACCUGGUGGUGUGGGUCCUGAGGCUCCUGUACCUCCUUCCUGAUGG
Hypanus sabinus (Atlantic stingray) is the source of this 2109-nucleotide messenger RNA. RefSeq names its product mucin-5AC-like. Lineage: Eukaryota; Metazoa; Chordata; Chondrichthyes; Myliobatiformes; Dasyatidae. The coding region runs from base 329 to 1660 and encodes 443 amino acids. The transcript has 2 exons. The record is from RefSeq and is a predicted model, not a curated record.